AUGGAGGAGCCCUGGCCCUACACUAAUGAUAUGGAUUUAAAAGUCAUAAACGCGUCAAUACUGCGGUCCGGGAGUUCCCGAUACUUUUUAAUGGACUCCCAGCCCAGAGGGCGAGCCAUAGUGUUUGUGGCCACAGAUGGUCUGAUGGAUGAGGCGGACAGAUGGUCGUCCAUCUUCAAACAGCUAGGAUUCCAGUACGACGUGUAUCGGGACGCCACUUGCAUUCAGAUAAGGGAUGUGCUGGAGGUUAUACGGGAUAAGCCAUUCGACGCCAACGCCCUGUUUGUGAUGUUUAUUGGCGGCGGAUAUAAUGAAAAUAUCUGCGGAUACGCUAUGGAUUCGUGGCGUAACCCCACAGAAAGUAUUACAUUAUUCGGACAGGCAUUCAGUUAUACGAUCGCACAACAAGAAAACGACUAGAAACUGAGCAUGGUGUUCAUGAACAUCCAAAAAUCAUUGUGACCGCAUUGGAUAUGACACGAGAUAUAUAUUUUAAUCCGGGUCUAUACAAAAGAUAAAUAAAUGUCAAUUAAAAAUU
Messenger RNA from Oppiella nova, 538 nucleotides. The record is from the annotation of a GenBank genome assembly. Lineage: Eukaryota; Metazoa; Arthropoda; Arachnida; Sarcoptiformes; Oppiidae.